AUGAUAUCCCUUUAAGAGCAACUGGGACAUAGCGGUGCAAGAAAAGGAGAGGAGGGGGAGAAGAAAGAGGAUUUAAAAAGAAAAGGAAGAAAGAUACAUGGAGGGAGGAGGGAGAGCGAGCAAUAAAAAAAGAAAGAUGACAUCCUCGCAAUUGAACAGCCGAGGUGGAGCGAUAGGCUGCGUCCCGGCGCGAGCGCUCUUAGCUUAGGGUCAGGGCUUGAAUCCAACAACGAGGCUUCGACAAAACAAGCGAUUGGCCUGUUGGGGGAAAUCGGAAGAAUAGAUUCAUAAAUUAAAAUAAUGAACUGCUACUCUUUCGAAUGCGUUUAUUGUAACACUGAUAGUAGUUGUCAUUGUGCGUAAUGCAUUACUUUUAAUUUUAAGAUCGACCUAUUAUAUGACUACGGCUAUAUAAAUAACAUUGAUUUUGUCCUCACAGAUAUUUGGUUUCAAAGUCAUCAAUGCCAAGAGAUAUGCAUUCCUUAUGCUUUGAUAAAAUUAAAGUUUGAAACCAAAGUCAAAGAUAAAUAGGCCACUAUUGGAGCUGGCAAUUCCACUCAGGCAGUCAGCCUAGACGAAACGCCUGCGUGAAUUUGAAUAGCUUGAAUACGCCUGUUAGAUAAAUAUUUUAACAAUGUACAUUUUUGAUAGUUGCAUGUCCCUUUCGGAUGAUCAAUAGCAUACUUUUCUUGUUGCAUUUGAAUACUGUCAACAUAGAUCUUCUCGCCACAAUCAUCAACAGUGCGAUUAAAUAUUAUGUCAACGGUUUACUGUCGGAUCGCCAUCAGGAUUACUUAGCUGAUUUUAUACUCUUCAUCGCUUUGGUGCAAAAUGGAUGCUGCUUGGAGCAAUUUUCUCUUCCAGACUACUCCCACCCAAAACCAAGUGGAGGGGACCCUCCAAUCAGAACUCUUACCAGUCCAUAUGGCCUCUCCUCAGACCCCUCCCACAGAGCACAUAGUCCAUCCUCCUUCCACGGUGGACACUGCUGCCCUCAAUGAAGAACCCUUACCUGUGAAGACGGUGUCCCGGCCUGCCCGUGUGCCCCACAUCUGUGCCAUAUGCAGCAAGCAGUUCAAGAACAACUACAACCUGCGGCGACACCAGUCGGUCCACACCGGGGUACGCAUGAGGCGAGCAGGGGAGCAGGAGGAGGGGGCAAAGGAAGGUGGCAAUGGUGCCGGGCCAGCGCAGGUGGUGUCGGGAGGUAGGACGGAGAGGUACACGGUCCCCCUCACCCUGCUCCACCUCUCCGUUCCUCCCCCUCUCCCCCCUCCCAGCGUGCUGGCGUCCCAGCAGCCAGCUGUGGGUAGUCAGGAUGGCGAAGAGGUUGCCAUGGCAAGCGUAGUGGCUAGCGUUAACCCCCAUGCUCCUCCUGCAGCUGUUGACAUGGGGGCGGGGGCGACAGCACAGCGGCCAUCGAACCCAAACCCUGUGCGGAAGAAUCACGCAUGUGAAACGUGCGGGAAGGCCUUCCGAGACGUGUACCACCUUAACCGACACCGUCUCUCCCACUCGGAUGAGAAACCCUUCUCCUGCCCCAUCUGCCAGCAGAGGUUCAAGAGGAAGGACCGCAUGAGCCACCACGUGCGCUCUCACCAAGGUGGUGUGGAGAAACCCUACGUGUGCCCCCACUGUGCCAAGGCUUUCUCCAGGCCCGACCAUCUCAACAGUCACGUCAGACAAGUCCACUCUUCUGAACGACCCUUCAAGUGUCCGGUACUUGAUACGUGCGAAUCUAGCUUCGCCACGAGGGACCGGCUACGUGCCCAUAUGAUCCGCCACGAAGAGAAGGUCCCGUGCCACAUAUGCGGCAAGCUCCUGUCUGCUGCCUACAUCACCGAUCACAUGAGGGUCCACAACCAAUCGCAGCACCACGCCUGCCAUCUCUGUAACCGCAGCUUCACCACUCUGACAUACCUGCGCGUCCACGCCCAAAAGCACCACGGCCAGGAGUGGAAGGAGAGCGCUGGCGUCUUCGGCGGCACGGGCUCCGGCGGUGUCCUUGUGUGCCAGCUGUGCGGGGUGCACUGCAAGACCCCCACCCAGCUGCAGGGCCACAUGGGCACCCACAGCACAGGGGGCCAAGGGGGAUCUCCCAGCCCUGUCACCUCUAGUGGGGCAUCCAGCUCCUCCAUGUCCCUUGGCAACAUGGUGUCCGCCCCAAACUUCUACAUCAGCGGCAACACGGUGGUGGACCUGCUAGUGUCGGAUUGCUCCAGCAUCCAGCCUCAGUCCCAGAGUUAGCAGAGUGGAGCCUCAUUUGAACCACAGCCCCUUGAGUCCCUAAGUCCUAUAGUGAGAGGUUAGGAGGACAAAGGGGGCUUGCUUAGGGGAGAGCCACAGUAAAGAAUGUGGCUACUCAAAGUCCCAUAGCUAGUGGAAAAGGGGGAAAGGGACAGAGGGGGCUGGCUUUGGGGAGACAGAGGCAGAGAGAAAGUAUGUGAGAACAGUUAGGAGAAUGUUGCGAGAGGGGGGGGCAUAUGUCCCGUACGCUGCUGAUUCGAUGACC
Messenger RNA from Oncorhynchus tshawytscha (Chinook salmon), 2512 nucleotides. Its product is annotated as myc-associated zinc finger protein-like. Lineage: Eukaryota; Metazoa; Chordata; Actinopteri; Salmoniformes; Salmonidae. Gene Ontology annotation, biological process: regulation of transcription by RNA polymerase II. The transcript is spliced from 7 exons. Gene Ontology annotation, molecular function: DNA-binding transcription factor activity, RNA polymerase II-specific; RNA polymerase II cis-regulatory region sequence-specific DNA binding. Gene Ontology annotation, cellular component: nucleus. The coding region runs from base 832 to 2247 and encodes 471 amino acids. The record is from RefSeq and is a predicted model, not a curated record.